GGCCGGCCGGGAACACGCCAUGGGAAGCUCACAUCUCCUCAACAAAGGCAUGCCUCUAGGCAUCAGACCUCCCAUCAUGAACGGGCCGAUGCACCCGCGCCCCCUGGUGGCGCUGCUGGACGGCAGAGACUGCACCGUGGAGAUGCCCAUCCUGAAGGACGUCGCAACCGUGGCGUUCUGCGACGCUCAGUCCACACAGGAGAUCCACGAGAAGGUGCUAAACGAAGCUGUGGGGGCGUUGAUGUACCACACCAUCACCCUGAUGAGGGAAGACCUGGAGAAGUUCAAGGCGUUGCGCAUCAUCGUUCGCAUCGGCAGCGGCUACGACAACAUAGACAUCAAAUCCGCCGGGGAGCUUGGUAUAGCUGUGUGCAACAUGCCGGCAGCGUCGGUGGAGGAGACGGCAGACUCCACGCUGUGCCACAUCCUCACCCUGUACCGACGCACCACCUGGCUGCACCAGGCUCUCCGGGAAGGGACGCGGGUUCAGAGCGUGGAGCAGAUCCGAGAGGUGGCGUCAGGCGCGGCCAGGAUCAGAGGAGAGACGCUGGGACUCAUUGGGCUCGGCCGGGUCGGCCAGGCCGUCGCCCUGCGAGCCAAGGUCUUCGGCUUCAACGUGAUUUUCUACGACCCGUAUUUGGCCGACGGCGUAGAAAGGUCCCUGGGGCUCCAACGGGUCACCACCCUACAGGACCUUCUCUUCCACUCUGACUGUGUCUCUCUGCACUGCAGCCUCAACGAGCACAACCACCACCUGAUCAACGACUUCACCAUCAAACAGAUGCGGCAGGGGGCGUUCCUGGUGAACACAGCCAGGGGGGGCCUGGUGGAUGAAAAGGCUCUGGCUCAGGCUCUGAAGGAGGGCAGGAUACGCGGGGCGGCUCUGGACGUCCAUGAGACAGAACCUUUCAGCUUCAGUCAGGGUCCACUGAAGGACGCUCCCAACCUGAUCUGCACGCCGCACGCCGCCUGGUACAGCGAACAGGCAUCACUGGAGAUGAGAGAAGAGGCGGCGAGGGAAAUCCGGAGGGCUGUGACAGGUCGGAUCCCAGACAGUCUGAAGAAUUGUGUGAAUAAAGAGUUUCUCUCACCCAACAACCACUGGGCCGUCGACCCGGCUGCGGUCCACCCUGAGCUCAACGGCGCCUACAGGUACCCCCCCGGAGUGGUGAGCUUGCCGGCCGGCGGCCUCCCUCCGCCCGUCGAAGGCAUCGUCCCGAGCGCCGUGCCCAUCACGCACACCCUCCCGCCAGCUGCCGCACACCCGCCCCACGCGCCGUCUCCCGGACAGAACACGGUGAAGCCACCAGAGGGCGACAGAGAGCAGCACCCCAGCGACCAGCUGUAGCCCUUCUGCACGCCGACCGCCGCUCAGGUUCCACCUGCUUCCCAACAGACAGGUCUCACUCCCAGCCGGAGCAGGACUGACGCUUUACUCAACAACCCAGAAAGUUCCUCUAAACCAACAUCUGAUCGUUGGUGCCUCAACAGAAAAAAAUCAAAACAAGUUUAAAUUGAUUUGGGGAAAAAAGAAUUAAGAAAAUCUUUAGGCUGUUGGUGUCCAAAGUUAGAGGUUUUCAUGUGUUCUGUGUCUUUUCCUUAGUUUGAUGUGACAUCGAAGUUAUUGGGUUAGAAAUGAAUGUAACCUGCCUGUGAACAGAUUUUAGAACAUGAUGAUAUUCGUAUUCCAGUCUUAACAAAAACUGGUUUAAAGAUACAAUAUCUCGUUUUCUUUUUAUUUGUCCCUAAAUUAGCAAGGCCCCAAAAAAGAGGCAGCAUUUUGCACACCAUCUCAGGAACCUACGUUUCCGCAGGUGGUAAUCUAGUUUUUUCUAGCAUUUUUCUUUUCUAAAUAGUUUUUAUGCCACUCAGUGCUUUUGUUUUUCUACCUGCUUGCCUUUCCGUGUCCCGUUGCGUUAGAAAAGAACAACUUUAGUGAGAUAUAAAGUUGAUCUAAUGCUUGUUUCUGUUGGUUUUGUUUAAGGAGCAUGUCACUUUGCUCUGGGAUUGUGUAAAUGUUCGAACCGAAGGCGUAAUGAGAGGAACGUUUAGGAGAGGUGGUGAAAUGGUAAACAUGCUGGGACCUGCUGAUUCUGACGUUUUCAUUCAUGAGCUGACGAGGCGACAGACUGAGACACGUUAAAAACAUGGUUUGUUUUUAAUAAUUCACCUAUUCUGGCUGCAAUUUCUGCUCCUGUUCUGACCAGCAUUGUAACUUUGAUAAAGGAAUGACAUUUGUGUCGACCAGAAUGACCAACACUAUGCUAGGCUACGUUCACACAGCAGGCAGAUGUGACCCAAUUCAGAUCCUUUCACCCCAAAAAUAAAAUUUGUUCCACUUACACAUGUGGAUAAAUCUUUACUGCCGUAGGCAGAGCUCCGUGGAGGCCAUCUUUACUGCCGUAGGCAGAGCUCCGCGGCGGCCAUCUUUACUGCCGUAAGCAGAGUGCCGCGGCGGCCAUCUUUACUGCCGUAAGCAGAGCGAUGCUGGGUGACAUCUGUCUUCUUCUGCGCAUUUGGAUUAUCAUGCGCAAAUAGAGUCUGACUUUGGUCACUUUUAAUUAGUAGAAUGAAUAAUCAUGCAAAAAAAAGUCAGAUUUGAGCAUUGAGACCUGCUGAGAAAACGUAGCCGUGGCGAUCUGUGCAGGUCUCAUUUUUUUUCACAUAAUGGAUCCAUGUUUUACCCCUGAGGGUUUAACUCCAUCACAAAUCAAACUCUGAAUCAGUUUCCACACAACAACACUUAGCUUAGCUUUAACUUUCACUACAAGCUAAUAAAGAUAAAGGUAGAACACUCAGAUAAAGGCGAACGUUCUUCAUUUGGCUCAGACACAAAGAGAAAAACACAGAGCCAAAGCUGCAGCUUGAAGAGAGCUGAUACUCUUAACUUUAGUAGAUGUGAAACGUGCUAUAAAAGAAAGCUUUUUGCUAUUUGAUUGACUUUAUGCUCACAAACAACUCCUUCUCCAGCUUUCUGUCCUAGCUGCGUCAUGAACAGCAUUUCGUUUUCUCUUUUUAGCUUUCAGUUGGUUUUUCUCUUGAAUUCGGAAGCAGAAAAUGUUGCAAACAAUGAAACUUUUUCUGAGGAAUAAAAUCUGCCUUCUUGGCUCGUUUACAUCUUCACCCCACACCUAGCUUAGCAUAUUCGCCUUAAAUAGUUUGGUUUUCUGUUACAACAGAAAACAACAUCAUCCAUAUAUGGAAGUGCUUCCUGUUUUACACAAAGGGGUAGGUGUCGUUUUUUAAAUUACUUUUAUACUUUUUAUGAACAGAAAAGGCCAGUUGUGAUUUAUUUCACGUCUUUUAUUUUGUAUUUUCGGGUUUCCUGGCUCUAAACCUUUACUCUGUUAUGCACUUUAAGUUGAUUCCUCCAUCUUCAGGUCCUGGGACGGUUACGACAGUAAAAACGGUUAAACUUGGGUAAAGAUGAGACUCAGAUGAUCUCUGAAGAUUGUUUUAACGUCUCGAGAACAAACGCCUCCCGCUUUCCACAAACAGACAUGAGCACAGAGAAGCGGCGGCGUUUCCCCCGAGCGGCCUGAGAUUUCCUGGAGUCCCUUUAACAUCAAGCCGGGCCCUUCCCGUUGCUACCAUUUAACCACCUGCUCUCUUCAUGUGUACAUACAGUGUUCUGCUUGCCUGUGUCAAUGUGACUUGAUUGUUUCUGUGUCUAAAAGCAGCGCCAGUAGGGGGAGCAGUAAAUUACCCAGAAGUCCUUUCUGCUCCCCCUACCUGCAGCUGAGUAGUAAAAGCUGUUUCCUGUUGCCUACCUGGUCUUCUUCAUGGUGAGGCAGCGAUCAGGGAUGGACAUUUCCACCGCAGGGCGUUUCAGGCUAAAAUGUUUGAUUACGAGAAUAAAGUCAAAAUAAUGUAAGAAUAAAACAAAAAGUAGAAAUAAUACGAGAAUAAAACUGCAUGUCAGUCAUAAUAUAAUAAAACCAAUAAAAUUAGGAGACUAAAGUCAUUAAAUGAAGUUAUAAUAUAAACAGAAUAAAGAAGCUAUUUUACCUCAAAAAGGAUUAAAAACACGAGGAAAGCUGAGAAUCUUAUACUUUAUUAUAAGGAAUAAGGAAAAACUUCAUUUUUAACACAUCAGCAUGAAAUUAUUAUCAGUGGCUGAACUGAGUUUCGAAGACAGAAGAUUUUAAUAACUAUCAAAGUUUUACCUAAAAACUUUCCAUCUUUCUUCUGGUAUUUUUGUGUCUUUGUUCUCAUAAAAUUCUGACUUUAUCCUCGUAAUUCUGAAUAAAAUGAUAAAAUCUGGUCGUCUGGCUGUAGCAACGCGCCGCCGCAGACCGAAGGUUCUGGGCUGAUAUUCUGACUCGGUUCUGGUUCUUCCAACCCAAACUGCAAACAUUCCUGGUCCAAACUGACGGAUCCGGCGGUUCCCCUGAAAUGCCAUCCCUGGCGGGAGCGCCCCCUGCUGCCGCCCUUCAUGGUGACGUAGUAGGCGUAGCAAUAUUCAGUACACACAUUAAUCUAUAUUCUACAGUAAAUAUCAUUAUUUUUGGUCAAACGAUGACAACUGAAAAAGAUGUUUGUGACUGUAUGCAUUUGUAUGAAUUAUUUUAAAAGGAAAUAAACUGUGGAAAGGUGA
Xiphophorus hellerii (green swordtail) is the source of this 4597-nucleotide messenger RNA. RefSeq names its product C-terminal binding protein 1 (gene ctbp1). The record is from RefSeq and is a predicted model, not a curated record. Gene Ontology annotation, biological process: regulation of transcription by RNA polymerase II. The coding region runs from base 20 to 1348 and encodes 442 amino acids. Gene Ontology annotation, molecular function: oxidoreductase activity, acting on the CH-OH group of donors, NAD or NADP as acceptor; NAD binding; transcription coactivator activity. Gene Ontology annotation, cellular component: nucleus. The transcript has 11 exons. NCBI's taxonomy places the organism in Eukaryota, Metazoa, Chordata, Actinopteri, Cyprinodontiformes, Poeciliidae.